AUGAUUAAAUUAUUCGCAACCGCAUUUAGACCUGCUAUCAGUCAAUAACGGAGUUUUCAGAGAUAAUUUUAAUAUAAUUUCACAAAGAUCAGUAAGAAGGACUAGGAAAGGUUGGACAAGAAGUAAGAAAAAUAAAAUCUUGGACUUUCUAAAAUUAUUGAUUUUACUCUCUCCAUUAAACUAAGUUCUAUCAAUAUGCCCAGAAAUUUUAAGAAGCUCUAAAGAAAUUGUAAGUAGGUAACCUGA
Messenger RNA from Paramecium octaurelia, 246 nucleotides. The record is from the annotation of a GenBank genome assembly. Lineage: Eukaryota; Ciliophora; Oligohymenophorea; Peniculida; Parameciidae.